Molecule: messenger RNA, 549 nt
Organism: Aspergillus bombycis
Lineage: Eukaryota; Fungi; Ascomycota; Eurotiomycetes; Eurotiales; Aspergillaceae
Product: histone H3 family protein
Exons: 2
Coding region: 1-549 (182 amino acids)
Cellular component (GO): nucleosome
Molecular function (GO): DNA binding; protein heterodimerization activity; structural constituent of chromatin
Source: RefSeq, a predicted model, not a curated record
AUGCCACCGAAGACAGGAAGGGGUCGCAAGGUAAUCGCCGCACCGCGAGAAAAGGCGGACGAUGCCGGAAAAGAAAGCGCAGCUGCAGGAUCAUCCAGUGCAGCUACAACAACCUCGCCUUCGACCCGAGGACGCAAGUCCACUGGAGGCGGCAGAGCGGGGAAGCGACCGGCUGGUGCAUCGAGAAAAUCAGGUAUCCAACCUGGCGAUCCUACCCCUCAAGGCCGUCAUCGCCGUUACAAGCCGGGUACUGUUGCCCUCAAGGAAAUCCGCAAAUAUCAACGCUCUUAUGACCUCCUUAUACGGAAACUCCCAUUCGCAAGACUUGUGCGCGAAGUCGCAUUGGAUCUACUCCCCGCAGAUGUGGGAUCCGAAUUGCGCUGGCAAUCGCAAGCUAUCAUGGCGCUGCAAGAGGCCGCGGAGGCCUUCCUUGUUCAUCUAUUCGAGGACACCAACCUGUGUGCUAUACACGCGAAGCGAGUGACCAUCAUGCAGAAGGACAUCCAACUUGCUCGGAGAAUCCGUGGCGCAUGGGGUGGAUUGGGCUGA